Anopheles marshallii is the source of this 1218-nucleotide messenger RNA. Its product is annotated as alpha-(1,3)-fucosyltransferase C. Bases 1 to 1218 code for a protein of 405 amino acids. NCBI's taxonomy places the organism in Eukaryota, Metazoa, Arthropoda, Insecta, Diptera, Culicidae. The record is from RefSeq and is a predicted model, not a curated record. Gene Ontology annotation, cellular component: membrane. Gene Ontology annotation, molecular function: alpha-(1->3)-fucosyltransferase activity. The transcript has 3 exons.
AUGGCUGCGCUGCUAGAUCGCAAGGUGCAUCUUAAGUCGAUGCUGCUGUUCUGUGCUGCAGUACUGUUAGUUGGCCUUUUCUUCAUUUACAAUACGUGCUUGGUGGAAACGAUCAACUCGUACAAAGUACUGGAUGAACACAAUCGCGCCCGGGCCCGGCAGGUCGAGCAGGACGUUGGGCAGGGUAAACGUCCUCGCUACAUACUGCUCUACACGAGCUUCUUCGAAGAUAAUCUCUGGGGUUUGCCAGCUGAAACGCUCCGACCGGACUAUUUUUCGAUGGGGCACUGCCCAGUUACGGAUUGUGUGCAGACCACCAACCAUCAACUAUUGCCGUCCGUUACUGAUUACGAUGCGGUCGUGUUUCACGUGGCCACGCGUUGGGAUGGUCCCCUGCCGGCGGUUCGUAGCCCGCAGCAGGUGUAUGUGGCCGCCGAGAUGGAGUCACCGGCCCACACCAAACACACGCUCAGUCUGGACGGGUCCUACUUCAACUGGACGAUGACGUACCGGCUGGAUUCGGAUGUACUGUUUAACUAUAUGAAUAUUGUUGAUCUGGAAAGUGGUGAAGUGAUAAGCCCGGCGUUGCGUCCUGCCUGGCGCAACGGGUUCUACGAGUAUAGCAACACAACAAUCGCAGAAACAGUGUCUGGCAAACACAAAAUGGCAGCCCAGUUUGUGUCACACUGCGGGGCGCUUUCCGGGCGCGAUCGGCUCGUGAAGAAAAUACAGUCGGCCGGUUUGCAGGUUGAUGUGUACGGAACGUGUGGUCCAUUAAAAUGUCCCCGAGGGAAUUCGGAAUGCAAUCAAAUGCUGGACACGAUGUACUGGUUCUAUCUGUCGUUCGAAAAUUCACUGUGCGUCGACUACGUCACCGAGAAGCUGUACAACGCACUGGAGCACAACAUUGUUCCGAUCGUGUUCGGUGGCGCUGACUAUAAUCGCUUUAUGCCACCAGGUUCGUACAUCAACGUGCAGGACUACGCGACGGUGAUCGAGCUGGUGGACUAUCUGCGAUACCUAGUAGAUAAUCCGACCGAGUAUGUGAAGUACUUCUGGUGGAAGGAACAUUACGCACUCGAGCGCACGAACUGGCAUUGUGAUCUCUGCGUGAAGCUGCACAGUGUGAAUGCACGGGAAAGGGUACAGUAUUAUCGCAACAUUAAGGCUUGGUGGUAUGAUGAUGCUUGCACGGCUAAGUCUAAGAUUGAAUUCUAA